AGGCGGUCGCUGCCUGAUAGGAAUAAUGGCCGCCUUCGUAGCAAUGGCUGGAGAGGGGAACAACACAAGAGGCAUAUCGGAGCGUUUCAGCUGACCAGGAAGAGCCUAAAUUACCGGGCACCCCCCUCCUACCCGGUUUACCGGAACGAACGGGUACAGGGGGUCUUGCCAAAGGACACAAGAAACGAAAGAGACUCGGGAGAGUGAGGAGAGCUAACGCUACUUCCAUAGCUAACGCUAGCUGGCCAUCAACACGGUUGUCACUGCCGGGGAGAACAAGCCCGAGUAGCCCUGACAACUGCGUGUCGUUACGGGGGGGGGGGGGGGGGGGGGUGUUGAGAGACCAAACGCUGCGGCGUGUGAUCAACCGGCGUGCGGGUAGCGAACAUGAGCGGACCGGUGCAGGACAGCGAGCCCGAAGCGAAAGUCCUCCUCAUCAAGCGGCUUUACAGGGCCGUGGUGGAGUCGGUGCACAAGCUGGACGUCAUCAUCGGCGGAAAGGCGUCCUACAGAGAGGUCUUCAAGCCGGAGAACAUCAGCCUUCGCAACAAGUUGAGGGAGCUCUGUGUUAAGCUGAUGUUCCUCCACCCUGUCGACUACGGCCGUAAGGCUGAGGAGCUGCUCUGGAGGAAGGUUUACUAUGAGGUGAUCCAGGUUAUCAAGACCAACAAGAAGCACAUCCACAGUCGCAGCGCUCUGGAAUGCGCCUACCGCACACACCUGAUCGCCGGCGUCGGUUUCUACCAGCACCUGCUGCUGUACAUCCAGUCCCAUUACCAGCUGGAGCUGCAGGACUGCAUCGACUGGACCCACGUCACAGACCCGCUGAUAGGCCGAAAGAAACCUGUGUCAGCCACCCCAAAGGAGAUGGAGUGGGCACAGAUGGCCUGUCAUCGCUGUCUGGUCUACCUCGGAGAUCUAGCCCGUUAUCAGAAUGAACUUGCUGGAGUGGAGGCCGAGCAGCUGGCGGAACGGUUUUACCAUCAGGCGCUUUCUGUCAUGCCGCACGUGGGAAUGCCGUUUAACCAACUGGGCACGCUGGCCGGGAGCAAGUUCUACAAUGUUGAAGCAACCUACUACUACCUUCGCUGCAUCCAAUCAGACGCCCCCUUUGAGGGCGCCUAUGGCAACCUGAAGCGGCUGUUUGACAAAGCUGCCAAGAUGUACCACCAGGUGAAGAAGCAGGAAAUGAAGAAGCUGUCUCCUUCUCGACAAAGAUUAAAAGACAUCAAGCACCUCCUGGUGAGCUUCAUGUACCUUCAGAGCCUGCUGCAGCCCAAGAACAGUCUAAUGGAGACGGAGCUGACGUCACUUUGCCAGUCGGUGCUGGAGGAUUUCAACCUGGUGCUUUUCUACCUGCCGCCGCCGACGCCUGGCGGCGCUCACCACCCCCCCAGCGAGGAAGAGGAGGAGCAGCAGCAGCAGCAUGCCGACAGCUCCUGCCCCGUGCUGCCGGACACCCUGGUCUUCAAGAUGGUGGUCACUUGUCUGAUGGUGGUGCACAGCCUGAAGAAGGGAGGAUCAAAGCAGUACAGUGCGUCCAUCGCUUUCACGCUGGCGCUGUUCUCCCAUCUGGUGAACCACGUCAACAUUCGACUGCAGGCUGAACUGGAGGAAGCGGAGAGCCAGGUGCCUCCACUUCCCACUGACGCCACAGAUGACCUGGAGGCGAGGGACUCAUCGGCUCCAGCGACGGAUCGCUCCGUUGAGAAGCCUCUGCAGAACGGCUCCCUGGAGCAGGAGGACGAGGAGGACGAGGAGAAGGAUGAAGAUGCCAGGGUCGGCGCCAAAAAGCAGUGCAGUGCGGAAGAGCAGCGCCAGUUGGAGGAAGAGAAACAGAGACAGAAGAAGAAGUACACCCGUCUCUCUCGACUCCGCCGGCGCCGCUGUGCGCGCAAGGACACUCGAGGAGAGGCCGAAAGCGACCUGAGCGAGGGCUUCGAGAGCGAAGAGGACGAAGAGGACGUUGACGAGCGGAGGGGCCACGCGGACUCGACAGGCGCCGCCACGACGGGAACCCCGGUCAAUCCACCAGCCGUCAGGAAGGAGACCAAGCGGGACCCCCUUGGGGAGGAGGGCAGCUGGGGGAGUGGCUCCGAGGAGGAGGAGGAGGAAGGGGGGACGGCGUUCGACGUGGAGACCGACUCGGACAUGAACAGCCAGGAGUCUCGCUCGGACCUGGAGGACAUAGAGGACGCGGAAAACUCUGACAACUUGGAGGGUCAUGCGCGGGAGCACCAAGACGAAGAGGAAGAUGAGGACCAGCCCAAGGAAGAUGGAGGCGACGGGGACGGCGACACGCCGCCGACCAUGAACGGGCCCCUCCUGCCCAGCGACUCCAGCAUCAGCAGAAACCUGCAGGCCAUGUCCUCGCAGCUCUUCCAGGCUAAGCGCUGCUUCCGCCUGGCGCCCACCUUCAGCAACAUGUUGUUGAGGCCCCAAGCCUCGUCGUCUUCGGGUGUUCCCCCCGCUACCGAGGCCUCUGCUCCCCCAUCACAAGAGACACCCCCUCCUCCUGGGGAACCGCCAUGCGAUACGAACCCUGCCGCUGCCAACGGAACCAAUGAAAAUGACUUGGACUCUGAUUCGGAAGGCAGCCAACACAGUACGCAAUCAGUACAUAGUGAGAAAACCCUCCUGGAGAAGCUGGAGAUCCUGACCAAUCAGGGGUUGAUCCAGGUGGUGAAAGUCUUUGUUGAUUGGCUAAGGACGAACACCGACAUCAUCCUCAUGUGUGCACAGAGUUCUCAAAGCCUGUGGAACCGACUGUCUGUGUUGCUCAACCUGCUUCCAGAUGGCAGCAAGAUGCUCGAGGCCGAGCUCGGUCUGAACGCCGCGGUGACGGAGCUGUUAAACGAGUGCGAGCAGCCCGGGUUGGUCCAGAGUCUGCUGCUGCCGGAGGAUCUGGCUCUGCGACACCUGCCCGCGCUCACCGGCGCUCACCGGCGCCUCGACUUUACUCGCCGCAACCCGUCCCUCAGCUCCCUGCAGGAGUGUGCCGUGCGAGUGUGUUGCAUUCGCAGUUUUGGCCACUUCCUGACGAGUCUCCAGGGCAACGUGCUGCACUUCAACCCGGAGGCGGGCAUCUUCACCAGCAUCAGCCAAUCCGAGCAGGACAAUCUGGUGCAGCAGGCCAAGGCCCAGUUCCGAAUGGCUGAAGAGGAGGCGCGUCGGAAUCGCCUGAUGAGGGACAUGGCCCAGCUUCGACUCCAGUUGGAGGUGUCGCAGCUAGAGGGCAGCCUUCAGCAGCCCAAGGCCCAGUCGUCCAUGUCCCCCUACCUGGUGCCAGACACAGCUGCUCUCUGCCAGCAUCUCAACCUCAUCCGGCAGCUGGCCGGCAGCGGCUGCUUCAUCAUCAUCAUCCCGCGGACAGUGAUUGAUGGACUUGACAGGUUGAAGAAGGAAAACGCCGGCGCGAGGGACGGCAUCCGCUUCCUGGAGUCUGAGUUUCGCAAAGGCAACAGGUACAUUCGCUGCCAGAAGGAGUCCGGUCGGAGUUUUGAAAGAGAUAAACUGAAACGUCAGGACAUGGAAGCCUGGCAUCUGUACAAGAUGGUGGACAGCUGUCGCCAGCUCACGGUCUCCCAGAGCAACGGAGAUGAGGACACGGCCGGCAUGGUGACCAUUCUGACCGACCAUCAAGUGGAGGAGCUUUGCACUCGGUCGGCCGCAAUGAAGUCCGCGGUCCAGGCGGCGGGCUCGGCGGGCAUGGAGCUGAAGAACAUCGUGGAGUUCUACCGGCAGUGGAAGGAGAUUGGCUGAGAGGUCAAACGGGGGGCAGCUGUCGGCACUGCGAACAGCUGAUCGAUCACAACGCUCUCUCUCUCUCUCUCUCUCUCUCUCUCCCACACUCUUUUGCUCUGUGUAUCUGCGUCUUGAAAGGCAAAAAACCAACUCAAAAGAAAGCUGAAUAGAAGGAAAGAGUAAAAAAAAAAAAAGCUUAGAGGAGUGGAAAAGUUAAAACAGUGGAGUUAAAAAAACAAAAACAAAUGGAAGUUGGUAAGAAAAUAAACCAGAGAAAUGCGAGUGAAAAGGCGCUAUAAGAAAGAGCCGAUCUCCCACCUCCCAAUCCUAAACAUAAAGAGUGACCCCUAGUGGUCGGAGCGCGGGACACGGUGGGGGAACGCUACUCAACUUUAAAGUGCCCCUGGUUCACACCCUAACCAGGAAUACACUGUAUAUGUUAGCAAACGAGUACAUGGUGCCGAGAGAGAACCCGCACACACAUUAACACAUUCACGCUCGGAUGAAUCCAUGUAGAUGUUUAGGGCAGCGGCUCCUUCCCUUUCCCUUCAGUCUGCACUACGGAAAAGAGGGUAAAGAAUGUGCCGGUCUGGUGGCGAGUCGAGGCUGCGUGAAGACACCUUUUUGAAGACGGAGGAACGCUCUGUCCACCUGAGGCCGCGACGCCAACCAGGCGUCGCUCACGGGCCUCGAGGGAAGGUCGAACGUGCACUUCUCUGGGAUCGGUCUCUUUCCUACGUGGCUCUUUGUUUUUCCUCAUUUGCGGUGUACUUUUGUGACCAGUGACGUGUAUUGUGCUAUUCUGUAUGAGAAGAAGAAGAAAAGACAAAAUGGGAGUCAUCCUGUUUAAAAGGUUUUAAUUUGGAUUUUUAUUUUUGUACCCAAAUGAUGUUGUUAAUUUUGCUUUUUGUAAGCUACAUUUUGAAUGAGAUGUCCGAGAAUGUUUGAGGGGAAGGGGGGGGGGGGCGUUGAUCCACUGAGCAAAUCCUUCAGUUCUGAAAAAUGAAUAAACGACUUAUAAUCCAGAAUUUAUUCACCAAGGUGUCACGUUAGAGGGAGCUAGAAGCGUGUUAGCCCCGUGUCGUUAGCAUGGAAGAGGGGCCGGCUGACUCUCCCCAGAGGACCGCGGGUUGUGUUUGGACCCCUGUAAACUACUAAAAUGUGUCCCAUCUACAUCACCAUUUCCAUAGUGACUGUCCCAUCAUGCACAGUGCAAAAGAAAGCCAGUAUAUGUGUGUGGCCAUGCAUUGAACAAUAAACAGAUAAAAAGAAACUCGUAUAAAAUGA
This is a messenger RNA of Cyclopterus lumpus (lumpfish), 5031 nucleotides long. RefSeq names its product SMG5 nonsense mediated mRNA decay factor (gene smg5). Gene Ontology annotation, cellular component: telomerase holoenzyme complex. The record is from RefSeq and is a predicted model, not a curated record. Gene Ontology annotation, biological process: nuclear-transcribed mRNA catabolic process, nonsense-mediated decay. Bases 388 to 3762 code for a protein of 1124 amino acids. The transcript is spliced from 22 exons. Gene Ontology annotation, molecular function: telomeric repeat DNA binding; protein binding; telomerase RNA binding. NCBI's taxonomy places the organism in Eukaryota, Metazoa, Chordata, Actinopteri, Perciformes, Cyclopteridae.